Messenger RNA from Felis catus (domestic cat), 2970 nucleotides. RefSeq names its product GC-rich sequence DNA-binding factor 2 (gene GCFC2). Gene Ontology annotation, molecular function: DNA binding. The transcript is spliced from 18 exons. The coding region runs from base 88 to 2478 and encodes 796 amino acids. Gene Ontology annotation, cellular component: nucleus. The record is from RefSeq and is a predicted model, not a curated record. NCBI's taxonomy places the organism in Eukaryota, Metazoa, Chordata, Mammalia, Carnivora, Felidae. Gene Ontology annotation, biological process: mRNA splicing, via spliceosome.
AAGCGGGAGCGCGCACCAGCGUGGACGCCAGAGAUCCCGCAGGCGGGUACCGGAAGAGGCCGCGCGCUUGGCGCCCGGGCCUCAGCCAUGGCUCACAGGCCGAAGAGGACUUUCCGGCAGCGCCGAGCCCACUCCAGUGAUAGCGAUGACGCCGAGGAGCGGUCUGCUGAACCCGAGGCUCCGGGGCAGCAGGCGGCCCCGGGCCCUCCAGAGGAAGGGCCGCCCAGUGGCGGGGGCCGCGCGGAGGUGACGGACUGGCGUGCUCGGGCCCGGGGCCCUCGCGGUCGUGGCCGAGUGUGGGCAAGUUCCCGGCGCGCCGCGGGGGCGGCUCCGCGCGCUGAAGGCUCCGCGGUCCCAGAAUCCAGAGUGGUUGAUCUUUCAACGGAUGAAGAGAGUGAAACACAUCAUUCCCCAGAAAGUAAAGAUGAUCACAGUUCAUCAUCCAACAGCUCCAGCUCUCUGGAAGAAGAAUUUUCGUCAGUAGUAAAUAUCCCUGAUGCAGCUUUUAUUCAGGCAGCCCGCAGGAAACGUGAAUUGGCCAGGACCCAAGAUGACUAUAUUUCUUUGGAUAUAAAACAUACCUCUGUCAUCACUGGGAUGAAGAAAAACAGUGAUGAAGAUCCUGAGAGUGAGCCUGAUGACCAUGAAAAGAGAAUACUGUUUACCCCAAAGCCUCAAACACUUAGACAAAGGAUGGCUGAUGAAACAACACCUAGAAAUGAAGAAACAAGUGAAGAGAGUCAGGAAGAUGAAACUCAAGAUAUUUGGGAAUGGCAGCAGAUGAGGAAAGCAGUUAAAAUCACAGAGGGACGAGAUCUAGAUCUUUCCUACAACAGUGAAUCUCAGACAGUGAAGAAGUUUGAUACUUCCACUUCAUUUCCACCAGUAAAUUUAGAAAUUAUAAAGAAGCAAUUAAAUACUAGAAAACUGAAGAAGAGAGAACACUUCCAAACCCAUUUUAUGAGAUUAACACUGCUACAGGAUACUCACCGCUCACACCUGAGGGAAUAUGAAAAAUACAUACAAGAUGUCAAGAGUUCGAAGAGUACCAUCCAGAAACUAGAGAAUUCAUCAAAUCAAGCUCUAAAUUUUAAAUUCUAUAAAAGCAUGAAAAUUUAUGUGGAAAAUUUAAUUGACUGUCUUAAUGAAAAGAUUAUCAGCAUCCAAGAAAUAGAGUCAUCCAUGCAUGCACUCCUUUUAAAACAAGCCAUGACCUUUAUGAAACGCAGGCAAGAUGAAUUAAAACAUGAAUCAACGUAUUUACAACAAUUAUCACGCAAAGCUGAGACAUCAACAAAUGGAAGUUUGGCUGUAGGUGAAAAAACUCCAUGGAUUUUGGAAGAGAUUGAAUCUCGAAGGUCACAAAGAAGACAAGCAAGGGCACUUUCUGGGAAUUGUGAUCAUCAGGAAGGGACAUCUAGUGAUGAUGAACUGUCUUCAGCAGACAUGAUUGACUUCCAAAAAACCCAAGGUGAAAUUUUACGGGAUCACAAGCAGAUUUUUGAAGAUGUACAUGAUGAUUUUUGUAAUAUCCAAAAUAUUUUGUUGAAAUUUCAACAAUGGCGAGAAAAGUUUCCUGAUUCUUAUUAUGAAGCUUUCAUUAGUUUAUGCAUACCGAAGCUUUUAAAUCCCCUAAUCCGACUUCAGUUGAUUGAUUGGAAUCCUCUUAAGUUUGAUGCUGCAGGCUUAAAACAGAUGCCAUGGUUCACAUCUAUAGAAGAAUAUAUGGCUAGCAGUAUGGAAGAUUCAAAGAAGGAAGAUGGUUCUGAUAAGAAAAUCUUGUCUGCUAUCAUCAAUAAAACAGUUAUUCCUCGACUUACAGACUUUGUAGAAUUCAUUUGGGAUCCCUUGUCGACCUCACAGACAACAAGUUUAAUAACACACUGCACAGUGAUUCUUGAAGAACUUUCCACUUGUGGAAAUGAAGUUAGUAAAGGCAAACAGGACUUACUUAAAUCCAUUGUUUUGAGAGUGAAGAAAGCAAUAGAAGAUGAUGUUUUUAUUCCUCUGUAUCCAAAGAGCACUAUAGAAAACAAAACAUCACCACAUUCAAAGUUCCAAGAAAGACAGUUCUGGUCGAGUGUAAAGCUUUUCCGCAAUAUCCUUCUUUGGAAUGGACUCCUCCCAGAUGACACGUUGCAAGAACUAGGACUCGGGAAGCUGCUGAAUCGCUACCUUAUGACAGCUCUUCUUACUGCCAGUCCUGGGCCAGAUGUUGUUAAAAAGUGCAGCCAGAUAGCAGCAUAUUUACCAGCAAAAUGGUUCCAAAGCUCUGCCAUGAGAACGUCUAUUCCCCAGCUAGAAAACUUCAUUCAGUUCUUGUUGCAGUCUGCACAGAAAUUAUCCAGAAGUGAAUUCAGGGAUGAAGUCAAAGAAAUAGUUCUUAUUCUGGUGAAAAUAAAAGCUUUGAAUCAAGCAGAAUCCUUCAUAGAAGAAUGUCACCUAGACCAUCUUAAAUCAGUAACUAAAGAAGUUUGAGCAAACUGGGGGAAGUACUAACGUGAGAUUUUAAUAUAAUCACUCAUGGCUCAUUUGCUCUGGGCGGCGGUGCCCGCAGGACUCCCUCCAUUCCUUCGCCUUAUUUUACCUUCUGGUAUCGCGAAAGGCUGCCCCUCUGUGGUGUUUGCAGGAAGUAAGCCCACAGGAGCAGUAAGAGUUAACAUAUUUCCCUUUGAUUCUUUGGACUUCUUUUCCACUGUAAGAGAGGAGUUGGGGAAACCUUGCUGCUUUGGCAUUGGUGAGUCUUCUGAACUGAUCGUAGCAACAUCUGUUACUUCUCUUCAUCCCGUCUCUAUUCACAAAAAAUUAAAAUGGAAAUCUUAAUUGGAAUGAAUCAUUUGCUAAGGGUUAACUGAUUAAGGUAUUUUAAGGCUUUUGCUAACUAUUGAUUGUCAAAUUGACCUUCAGAAAUCUGUACCAAUGUAUUGGGCCAAAACAAGUGUAAUAAGCCAGCAAACCCCCCCCCCCCCC